Neogale vison (American mink) is the source of this 3087-nucleotide messenger RNA. RefSeq names its product interferon-induced protein 44-like. The record is from RefSeq and is a predicted model, not a curated record. NCBI's taxonomy places the organism in Eukaryota, Metazoa, Chordata, Mammalia, Carnivora, Mustelidae. Bases 1651 to 3081 code for a protein of 476 amino acids. The transcript has 9 exons.
CUGGAUAGUCAGGAGUCUGUUUAAAUCAAUUAUAUCAAUCUGAGCAAGGUGGAAGCUGGCAUACUACCUGUAGGUCUUUGCAAAAUCUUGUGAUGUUGGAGAAAAUGCAGACCACUGGGGGCAGCCAGACAAUAGAAUUAGGAUUAUGGCCAAUAUCCAGCUGCUUGUCCCCCACAUGCUUUCCCAACACAGCUCACACAAUGGAUUUGAGCUGGUUCCAGACUCCGGGACAGGAAUAACAGUGUCAGCAAAACUGCAGAUAGAGAUUGUAGGAAUUGGGGUGAAGAUGGCAAAGAAGAAGAACAAGCUAUGUUAAAUAAUGGUGUGUAAAUAUAAUGGUCGAAGUUUUAAAACAAUUUCUUUUUGAGAGAGGGAGAAGACGCAUGCACAAGCAGGGAGAAGGGACUGGGGAAGAAGGAGAGGGCAAAAGAGGGAAUCUUAAGUGUGAUCCAUGCCUGGUGUGGAGUCCUAUGUGGGGCUUGAUCUCACCACUCUGAGAUCAUGACCCAAGCUGAAACCAAGACUUGGACGUGUAACCAACCCAACCACCCAGUUGCCCUCCAACACAGGUCUUUAGAGGGGACCUGUCACACCUCUGAGCUCAUGUUGGGGGUUGGUGUCUUCCAAAAGCUCAAGGAAAAGAGAGCUGGGAAUAUUAAUUUUUGGAAGGUGAUUGUUCAUUCAAAUGAUGUAAUUUAUGAGCAAGGGCUACCUGAAUUAUGGAUUAUUUGUGUGUGUAGGGGGGGUUGGAGGCUGGUUUGAAACUCUGCCUUAAAUGCCAAUUCUAUCUUAGAAGAAUAUGAGCUAACUAGAGACUAACAAGUGAUCUUCUCCAUGUCUCAUUUCCUUAUCAUUAAGGCGCUAAGCCAUUUUUUUAAUAAAAUUUCUAUUCCACUGAUGUUACAAGUAAUUUGUCAAACAUGAAGAUUCCUGGCUUCCUUAGUGAACUGAAAGCUGUUUGCCAAGCGAUGUUAGAUCCUCCCGCUUCGUUCUAAGUUCUUGAGACGGUCUGCAAAAUGAAAAAGAAUCUCUUGCUUGUUUGAAUCAGGGAGAAGCGGGACCCGACCGUGGGGAGGUUUUCAGAGGGUGGUGACAUGGCCCUUAACACUGGCUGAUCUCCAAAAGCGUUCUGUAUUUGCUCAGUGUUCUCUGUUUGGGAUCGUGGCUCCUCUGGCACAGCUUGUCAGCAAUCUGUGUUUUGCUUUUUUCUUUCUUUCUUUCUUUUUUUUUUUUUUCUGAAAUCUGUCUCCCCCAACUCCUCCUGCCCGCAAGCAAUGCAGAAAACAGUGGACCCGCGGAGAGGAAGUCAGUUGAUAACAGAGAAGUGGAUGAAUUUGAGGCAUGCGCCCUGGCGUAGGAAUUAACAGCACUUUUUUUUUUUUUUUUUUUUUGUAUUUCAACAUACAUAAACGGAUUGAAUUUUCCUUUAAAGAAGUCGCUUAAAAAUCUAGUGGGCUGUUAGGUUUUCGUCUCUCUGACUUCAAUUCUUUGAUUCUCCUAAUGUUUUUAUUUGACCCGAGUGUGUAAAAUUAACCGGAGCAGUUCCCGUCUCCCCUCCCCGCUCCUGGGCGGGAGGAAGCUGGCACUCUGCCCAGUGGGCUGGGCCUUACUAAGUUUCAUUUUCCUCUCCUCCGAGUGCCUGAGCCCCGGAUGCUGCUGAAGAAUGUUCUGUGUGGAUUUCUGAGUCGGCUUAGCCGUCCAAACAGAGCAGCCACACUCAGCCUCAGUCCGUGUAGAGGUUCUACAAACAGAUUGAGAAGCAUGGCAGUGGCGACUCGUUUGACGGCGAUGCAAGAAAAGAAGCUGCAGAAUUACUUUGGAGGAAAACGGUUUACCCUUCUUUAUAAAGCUAGUGUCCAUGAAUUCUCUGGAUCUAAUUGUCUUAAGAGAUGCUGUGGCCAAGGGCCUACUCUGAUGGUGAUUUAUGGUGGAUGUUAUGUUUGGGGGGCCUAUAUAAGAGAGAAUUACAAGAGAGAUGACACAGUUCCCGUUGUCCUUUUUGCCUUUCAAGAGAAUGAAAUUUCAGAAUGUGAUGUAGGAGCACACUCACCAUCUUUUUUUCUUUAUGAAUAUAGUGUAAGCUGUAGUAAUAGUUUAUGGUUCCUCCUAAAUCUGAGGGAAAAAAAAGCGACUGUAAGCUUAGAUACAGCUAAAAAACUUGGACUGCCUCAAGAUCAACCUAUUUCCCUUGAGGAAUGUGAAGUUUUUCGUUGUGAAGAUUUAUUGGAUAAAAGAACCAUGAAAGGGAUUACUCAACUCCAUGAGAGAUUAUUGCAUGACAUGAAAACCUACAGUCCUUAUGGAGGCCUCGUUCACCAAAUACGGAUUCUACUCCUGGGUCCCACUGGGGCUGGGAAGUCUAGCUUCUUCAACUCAGUAAAGUCUGUUUUCCGAGGCCACGUAACACACCAGGCUCUGGUGGGCUCUGAUACAACUGGGGUAUCUGACAAGUACAGGACGUAUUCCAUUAAGGAUCAGGGAUCUGGCAAUGCCCUGCCAUUUAUUCUGUGUGACUCAAUGGGGCUGGGUGAGAAGGAAGAAGGACUGUGCAUGGAUGACAUAGUCUACAUCCUAAAAGGCCACAUUUCGGACAGAUACCAGUUUAAUUCCACAAAACCAAUCACACCGGUUCAUAGUAACUAUAUUGACAACCCAUUGCUGAAGGACAGAAUCCAUUGUGUGGCACUUGUGUUUGACAUCAACUCUGUUGAACACCUCUCUCGUGACAUGAUGGCAAAGAUCAAAAAAAUUCGAAGGGAGUUGAUAAAGUGUGGUGUAGCACAUGUGGUUUUGCUCACUCAUGUGGAUAGCAUGGACCUGAUUAGCAGAGGUGACCUUGGAGACAUAUACAAAUGUAUGCUUGUGAAGCCUAAGUUAGAGACAGUCCACAGAGAACUUGGAUUUGCUCUUUCUGACAUCUUGGUGGUUAGUAAUUAUACCUCAGAGUGGGAGCUGGACCCUGUAAAGGACGUUCUGAUCCUCUCUGCACUGGGACAGAUGCUGUGGGCUGCAGAUGACUUCUUAGAGGAUUUGCCUCCUGAGGAAACAGAGAUCAAAGAAGAGGAAUCACCAAGUGUGUAAAAGAAG